This is a messenger RNA of Humulus lupulus (European hop), 618 nucleotides long. RefSeq lists its product as uncharacterized. NCBI's taxonomy places the organism in Eukaryota, Viridiplantae, Streptophyta, Magnoliopsida, Rosales, Cannabaceae. The transcript has a single exon. The record is from RefSeq and is a predicted model, not a curated record. The coding region runs from base 1 to 618 and encodes 205 amino acids.
AUGAUAUCCUUCUGUCAAACUAUCUCGAGACCUGAAUUGGAGGCUGCAGUGAUCAAAGGAAAAUUUCAGCUGGGCUCUUUUUACACUCAGCGUCUGAUGUCCGAGUGUGUUGCUUAUGCCAGACCUGUUUGGAGUAAGCUCUCGAUGCCUACACACAGAUUUAUUCUGUGGCAGGCGGUUAACCACCAUCUGCUCACUCGAGACUUACUUGGUGCUCAUCACAUAUCAGUAGCAAAUUUUAGAUGUCCAGUUUGUGAUCUUGUGGAGGAAAGUCAUGGCCAUCUUUUCUUCGAGUGCAUAUUCUCUAGAAAGGUAUUACUACUUGUAUCUGGUUGGCUUGGAGGAAUCACUUGGCCUGGAAAAUUUGAGGAAUGGAUUGCAUGGCUGUCUAACUGGAAGUCGGACUGGUUGCACUCUUUAAUGGCUGCUUCUCUUGUUGCUUGUACUUAUUUUAUCUGGUAUAAUAGAAAUGCCAGUUGUUUUAAUGAGAGUUGUUUCACUGUAUUUACAAUAGAUUAUCUGAUUAGGCAAGCAGUCAAAGCUAGAGUUCUUAAUGUAAAUUCUAGGCACCUAUCUACUAGAGAAAGGCAAAUGAUUGAGUUUGUAAAAUCUUUGUAA